AUGGCGGGUGAACGACUGCUCACUCUUUGCCAAACCGGCUCUGUCGAUGAAUAUUGCGACGAGUUCAUCUGCUUGGAGGUUUGGGAGCUCUCGGCGACAGCAUCACCGACCUAUCCUUCGGGUAGGCAGCCCAAAUUUACCGGCCCGACCCAACACCGCUCCUACGAGAUUUUCGCGUCGUGGACCAACAAUCCAGUAGUAGGCCACUGA
Messenger RNA from Arabis nemorensis, 210 nucleotides. The record is from the annotation of a GenBank genome assembly. Lineage: Eukaryota; Viridiplantae; Streptophyta; Magnoliopsida; Brassicales; Brassicaceae.